AUGGAGUCAGAAGGUUCAGCAGAGAAGCUCUCAUGUCCUACCACUCAUCAACUCCAAAUCCAACAGGAAGAGAUGCACCUUGCAGGUGGAUACUACUCCACUGCUCCAGUAGGAAGAUUAAUCCAUCCCAGCUUCUCAGUUGGCGGGUGGCGCUGUCCUCACUCCUUCCCCACAGACCAGGUGUGCGCGGAGGUCAUCUGCACGAUGCGACCAGUAGGGAAGGUCCACCUUCGGCCUUGGUCUGGGCUCUCGGCCGCGCCGCGCCGCCCCGCCCCGAGUUACUCCUCUCCCGACACAGCCCGUCCAAUCGCCGCCAGGAGCUGGGACGAGCCGCCUAGCGCAGGAACCAACCGCGCUUCCCGCCCCGCCCCGCCGGCCUUCGUGCGUCAAGAGUCACGUGCCGCAUCUCCCUUCCCUGCCGGCAACUGGGCGCUCCCCUCUUCCGGAAGUCGCUCUCAGCCUCGCCGGCUCCUCCCACCACCGCCUCGGCUCGAAUUCCUCAUGCGCAAGUGCGGCUGGUUCGUGCGAGAGCUGCGUGUUGAGUUCGCCGCCGAGAAUUACCUGAGCGGUGGCGGCGGCCCAGGCGACGGAGGCGGCGCGGAUCCUGGGACUGGCGGGGAAGAAGUCGAGGCCCUGCAGCUCUCAACCCGUUGGCUGGAAGUGCUGCGCACCUACUUAGAGCUGGUACUGUGCGUGCUGGUCAGCAUCCGGAACAACAGGAACCUCCAGAAGUUUAGCCUUUUUGGAGACAUAAGUGUUCUACAACAGCAAGGAAGUUUGUCAAAUACAUACCUCAGCAAGGUGGACCCUGAUGGCAAAAAAAUUAAACAAAUUCAGCAGCUGUUUGAAGAAAUACUGAGUAAUAGUAGGCAACUGAAAUGGCUGUCCUGUGGGUUUAUGCUGGAAAUAGUAACCCCAACCUCACUGUCAUCUCUCUCAAACUCUAUUGCCAACACCAUGGAGCACCUGAGUUUGCUGGACAACAAUAUUCCUGGUAACAGCACCCUGAUCACCACAGUCGAACUGGAGCGAUUUGUGAAUCUACGCUCACUUGCCCUGGAUUUCUGUGACUUUACAGCCGAGAUGGCAAGAGUCUUAACUGAUAGCAACCAUGUGCCUUUGCAGCGACUGUCUCUCCUGGUCCACAACGUUUCCGUGAUGCACAAGUCUCUGGACAACAUGCCAAAUGAUGAGCAUUGGAAAGCCUUGUCACGAAAGAGCACCAGCCUCCGGGUCUAUAUAAUGGCCUUUGAUAUCAAGAGUGAAGAUAUGUUAAAGAUUCUGAAACCCAGUAUACCACUAGAGAGGAUUCAUUUUGACAGCUACAUCACUUGUGUUUCAGGAGCUAUUGUUGAUCUUAUAUCCAGGCAGUAUGAUAAGUUCCUCACUCAUUUUAUAUUAAUGAAUGAUGUGAUUGACACAUCUGGUUUUCCAGAUCUUAGUGACAACCGAAAUGAAGAUCCAUUGGUUUUAUUAGCAUGGAGGUGCACAAAGCUCUCUCUUCUGGCAAUUCACGGUUAUACAGUGUGGGCACACAACCUCAUUGCCAUUGCUCGUCUUCGUGGCUCUGAUCUAAAAGUACUUGAAGUCACUGAAGAAAGCAUUGAUUUUGACCAAGGUGAACUGGCCGACCAGGAUGUGGAUCCAGUGCAUAACCUUAUUGAGCAGGUAUCCCUGGGCCUGGGUCAACCUUGGCACGCGGUCAUGGACAUCGAAUCACUCAGUGUCUUCACUGAACCAAAUCGUCAUUUUUACAGAGAGAUGCAAAGCUUCAGCGAAGACAUUUAGCUUUUUUUAAAAAUGUACAAUUCCUGUGGUUACAUAUGCAAGUAGGGUCCUAUUAUGUUUUUUUUCAGUAGUGUGAAUUAAUCCCUUUGUGCUGUGUUUAAUCAGUAUUAGCUUUAUAGAAUUAUAUAUGUAUAUUCUACUUCUUGAUCAAAGAACGUAGUCGGGUAUUGGUUUAGAAGUUCAAAGUGACAGUGUAUAGGGCUUUCACGGUUAAUGGACUUGUUAUCCAACCUUAAGGAUAUACAACCGAAGGUUGUCUGAGGUUGCUGGCUAACUUUAUUUUUCACUGAGUUACUCUGCCUUUUGAUGUUUUUAUUCUUUGUGUGUCAGAGUUCAGAGCUCAGGAGCCAAAAUAUUUUUAUACAUAUAUAGAUAUAUAUCCAUAGCCUGGUGGAUUUGUAUGCAAUGCACCGCAUUCAUGCAUUGUGACAGCAUUUCAUUAAUUCUUAUUUGAAAUGGAAGAAGGGAGGAUAGUAUGAUCCCAAAUGAGUUAUCUUUAACAGAAAAGCCAAGACUUUAACUUUCAUUACAUAUAUAAUAGUUGACAUCACCAAUUACCAUUCAGAAUUUUGUAUAGUACUAGGUUAGAACACUGCUUAAUCCUUUUUUUAAAAAAAUGCAUUUACCUAAAUGUGAAUACUCAAAUUGUUAGACUUUUUAAAAACUAUAUCUGACAUAAUUUAUUCAUCAAUUACAUUAUACAUUCAAGUUAGCUUUUUAGCCCAGAUUUCAAAUAGUGGAGGAAGAAACCGUAUUCCAGGGUAAAACCUCCUAAAGCAAAAUCUUUAAAAAACAGAGCUGUAAACACACAUGCUUGCAAACAAACAUUAGUCGUGAAAUCCCUAGCAACGAGUCACUGGAUUUUUCUCUGUCAGCGCGCGUGUCAGCUGCCAAAGAAUAGACUUAACUGAAGAAGUGCCCACAUGCUGGCAGGGGCCGGCCCACUCUGGCCAGCCAGAUACUGCUAGAUUGUAAUAUUUAAGGUCGAAUUUCGACCUGUGGUACACAGCUGUGCUGUGGCUCAGUCAGCAACCU
Molecule: messenger RNA, 2823 nt
Organism: Puma concolor (puma)
Lineage: Eukaryota; Metazoa; Chordata; Mammalia; Carnivora; Felidae
Gene: FBXO33
Product: F-box protein 33
Biological process (GO): positive regulation of protein ubiquitination
Molecular function (GO): protein binding
Source: RefSeq, a predicted model, not a curated record